Messenger RNA from Pseudogymnoascus verrucosus, 1425 nucleotides. RefSeq lists its product as uncharacterized. Bases 558 to 1343 code for a protein of 261 amino acids. Gene Ontology annotation, molecular function: iron ion binding; L-ascorbic acid binding; procollagen-proline 4-dioxygenase activity. Gene Ontology annotation, biological process: peptidyl-proline hydroxylation to 4-hydroxy-L-proline. The record is from RefSeq and is a predicted model, not a curated record. NCBI's taxonomy places the organism in Eukaryota, Fungi, Ascomycota, Leotiomycetes, Thelebolales, Thelebolaceae. The transcript is spliced from 3 exons. Gene Ontology annotation, cellular component: endoplasmic reticulum.
CGUCAAUGACUGUUGUAUCUUCUGUGAGUCGUUGCUCCUUUCUGUCAUAUCAUCCACUGUCCAGCAGUUAUAUCUCAUAUGGAUGAUGUCUUACAGAGCUAGCAUCAUUCUGCCGCCGACCCGGCGUUGCGCAUACCUUCGAGCAUUACCCCACCAGAGCUGCAAUUUAUAUCCCGGGCCAUACGGAUGAUCUCGCUCCUUAGUCGGUCUUCCGGACGACAAACCCAUGUUCGUCGAAUAUAUGGUUUCUACCGCGGCACUACCAGAACCCCUCCUCAUUAGCCAAUGAGUAUUUCCUCCAGUUGAUGGUGAUGUUGGGUAUAGAAACCCUCGUGGUUUAUCCCGUUGCACUGCAUGGGGACGCUAUCUGCUGCCGAGGGGGCGUUGUGCCACUACUGGUCUACCGGCAGAGGCCAAUGAUGCCACGCAACCACGUCGUGGUAGUUGGUGGGAUACUGGUAGAUAUAUUGGAAGCCCAGGUAGCUGUGCCGUAGGAAUCGGAUGGCGUCUUUCCUGAAGCCUACUCAGGUACAUACGACCCUCACUUGACUCUCGUCAUGUCUUCCAAGGCCACACAGCUCGGCUUCCUAAUUCUCAUCACGGCUCUCCUCGUCUCCAACUAUGACCGCACACUCUCCCUCCUCUCACCCUACCUCCGCGCCGCCCUCGAUCGCCUCGACCCUUCCUCAUCCCACUUCGAAGACUGUAUGGGUCAUAACUACACCACCGAAAUCCUCUCAAUCGACCCCCUCCUCAUCUACAUAACCUCAUUCGUCUCCCCUGCAGAGUCCUCCGCCCUCCUCGCCGCCGGCGAAUCCCUCUUCGAAUCCUCCCAGGUCACCGUCGACGGUCGCGACACCACCACCUCAGACCGCACGUCCUACUCGGCCAACCUCCCCCUCACCCACAUAACCUCGUGCAUCAGCUCCCGCGCGCGCGCCUUCCUAGGCGCCACCCUCCCCGUCGGCGACAUCGGCGCCCCGCAACUCGUCCGCUACACUGCCGGCCAGAAAUUCAACUUACACUACGAUUGGUACGACACUCCUCAGGUCCUCACAAAAACAGGACAGCGCUUCAAUAGGCCAGCCAGCUUUUUUGCUUUCCUGGAGGCGAAUUGCACGGGUGGGGAGACGUUCUUUCCGCAUAUUUCUGUGCCCGGGGAGGGGAGGUGGAGGGCGCAUGAGGGGGGAACGGCGUUUAUGCCGGUGGAGGGGAAUGCGCUGUUCUGGGUCAAUUUGAUGCCGAAUGGGCGGGGGGAUACGAGGGUUAUGCAUGCGGGGUUGCCGGUGGAGGAGGGGAGGAAGACGGCGAUGAAUAUUUGGCCGAGGGGGUUUGUGGUGUGAUGUUAGUUAGUGUGCAUCUGGCGGGAUGCAUGUAGAGAGCAGGUGGUGUGGCAGUGUAAAUAUGAAAAUGUUUGUUGAUGCG